Molecule: messenger RNA, 4512 nt
Organism: Dromaius novaehollandiae (emu)
Lineage: Eukaryota; Metazoa; Chordata; Aves; Casuariiformes; Dromaiidae
Product: methyl-CpG-binding domain protein 1-like
Molecular function (GO): zinc ion binding; DNA binding
Source: RefSeq, a predicted model, not a curated record
AGCCCCACGGGGGAGAAGUUCCGCAGCAAGAUCGAGCUGAGCCGCUUCUUGGGGCCGGGCCGCGACCUCGGCAACUUCGACUUCAAGCACGGCCUCGAGCGCCCCGGCGCCCCCAAGGCCAGGAAGGGCCCCAAGUGGCGCCCCCCCCCGGCGCCCCCCCCGGCGGCCCUGGGGGCGGAGCCAGCGCCCGAGGGGGCGGGGCCAGGGGACGGGGGCGCCCCGCCCCCUCCCUCCCCCUGCCCCCCCCUCCCGGAGGCGGCUGCAGCGGAGCCUCCGCCCCCUCCUUCGCCCCCGCCCUCCCCCGGCCCCGCCCCCCCCGGCUCCCCGGCCCCGCCCCCUGCGGCCCUGGCCCCGCCCCCUCCUACUCCUCCUCCCCCUCCCCCUCCUCCGCCCUCCCCCCCCUCCGCCGCCCCCACCCGGCGCACCCGCAAGCGGCCCCCCCCGGAGCCCCCCCAGGACAGCGUGGUGGCGUGCUGCGCCAGCUGCCAGAGCCUCUUCCCCGGGGUGACGCUGCCCAGCCAGCGCCGCUGCCGCUGGCUCUGCCCCGACUGCCGCGCUCAGAGACGAGACUUCAACCGGGAGCAGCGGUUCUAUAAGCGGGUGGGCUGCGGCGCCUGCCAGGCGUGCCGCAUCGCCGAGGACUGCGGCAUCUGCAGCGCCUGCGCCCUGCGCGCCCGCCCCGCCCGGGCCCCCGCCCCCAAGUGCCUGCUGCGCCGCUGCCUCCGCAUCGUCAAGAAGGCGCUGGGCUGCGGCGCCUGCCAGGGCUGCCAGGCCACGGAGGACUGCGGGACCUGCUGCAUCUGCCUGCGCCGCCUCAAGCCGGGCCUCAAGCGCCAGUGGCGCUGCCUGCGCCGCCGCUGCCUGCGCCGCAAGAGGUCGGUGGUGGCCAAGAAGCCGAGCUACGGCCCCCGCAAGCUGACGGUGAAAUGGAAGCCGCCCUUGGAGCGGGACCCCGGCGCCGCCGCCGCCCCCAGGCACAGGAAGCAGCUGAAGGGGAAGGAGAAGAAGAAGCCGGGGCGGCCGCCGAAGCACCCGGGGGCCCGGGGGGGCGUGAGCCGCCGGAGCCGGAGGUGCGGCGAGUGCGAGGCCUGCGUGCGCAAGGGCGACUGCGGCCGCUGCGACUUCUGCCGCGACAAGCCCAAGUUCGGCGGCCAGAACCUCAAGCGCCAGAAGUGCCGCUGGAGGCAGUGCCUGCGCUUCGCCAUGAGGCGGCUGCUGCCGGCGGCGGGGGGGGCCGAGGGGGGGCCCCCCCGGCGGCCCCGCAGGAGGAGGAGGAGGAGGAGCGCGGCCUUCGGCGCCCGCGGCCGCCGCCACCUCCCCCCCGCCGCCCCCCCCCAGGACAAGGAGCGUCCGGCGGGGGCGACGCCGGGGCCCCCCCCGCUGCUGCUGGGCGCCCCCCCGCCCCCGGCCCCGCCGCCCGUCAAGGAGGAGCCGGCGCCCGCCCCCCGCCCCCGCCCCCAGCCCCCCGGCUUCUCCAUGCCGUGGGGCUGCCGCACGCCCGGCUCGCUGCCCCGGACGCCUGGGCCCUUCGCCCGGACGCCUGGGCCCUUCCCGGCCGAGCCGCCGCCGCCGCAGGACCCGCGCGCCGCCCUCGCCAACCUGGGCCUCCUCAUCGCCUCGGCGCCUCGCGUCAAGCAGGAGCAGCCCGAGCCCAGCGCCGAGCACCCCUUGGCGCCGGACCCCCGCGCCGGCUUGUCCGACCUCGGCCUCCUCAUCGCCUCGGCGCCUCGCGUCAAGCAGGAGCAGCCCCAGCCCAGCGACGGCGCCUCCCUCGUGCCGGUGCCCCCCCGGCUGCCCCCCGCCGAGCUGGUGGUGCUGGAUGAGAGCGAGGAGGAGGAGGAGGAGGAGGAGGAGGAAGAGCCGAAUCCGGUGCGGAUCAUGGAGAUCUACAGCCUGGGCGCCGCCGCCCUGCGCCCGCCGCCGGGGCCCCUGCGCCGCCCCCUGCCCCCGCCCCGCGGCGGCGGCGGGGGGGGGCCCGUCGCCCCCCUGGGUGCCCCCCCGCCGCCCCAACCGCCCCCCCGCCGGGGCCCCGGCGCCUCGUGGCCCGGCGCCUUCUUGGCCGAGCUGGCCGAGAUCCCGCUGCCGGCGCACUGGGCGGUGGUGGGGGGCCGGGGGGGCGGCCGGGGCGGCGGGGGCGGCGGCCGGGGGGGCGGGGGCGGCGGCCGGGGCGGCGGCGGGGGCGGGGGCGAGGCGGGGGGGGUGCGGCUGGUGCAGCGCUCCCCCCGCUCGCCCAUGGCGGCCACCGUAGUGCUGCUGGGCCCCGGCCUGGCCUUCCGCGUGGUGGUGGCGCGGCGGCGGCCGGUGCCGGCUGGCCACGAGCUCUUCGCCCGGCGCCCGGCCCGCCUCCGCUCCGUCGACGACGUGGUGGAGCUGCUCUGCGACCUCGAGGCCUACCGCCUCUGCCCCGGCGCCCCCCCCGGCGCCCCCCCCGCCAGCCCUCCCCGGCCUGCCACGUCCUCGUGCCCGCCGGCUGCUGCCGCCCCUGCCGCCUCCAGGCCGCCGCCCCGUGACGUCACCGCCGCGACGUCACCCCCGUGAUGUCACGUCACCCCCCCCCCCCCCAACACCGGGCAGGUAACGGGGGGGUCGCCCGCCGCGGCGGUGGGGGGGGGGGUCUGGGGGCGUCACGGAGCCCUCCAGCCCUUUAAGACCGCUUUAGGGGGGGUCUGGGGGCGUCACGGAGCCCUCCGGCCCUUUAAGACCGCUUUAGGGGGGGUCUGGGGGCGUCACGGAGCCCUCCGGCCCUUUAAGGCUGUUCUGGGGGGGUCUGGGGGGGUCUAUGAUGCCCUCUGGCCCUUUAAGGCUGUUCUGGGGGGGUCUGCGGGCGUCACGGAGCCCUCCGGCCCUUUAAGGCUGUUCUGGGGGGGGUCUGGGGGUGCCCAUGAUGCCCUCCGGCCCUUUAAGGCUGUUCUGGGGGGGGGGGUCUGGGGGCGUCUAUGAUGCCCUCUGGCCCUUUAAGGCCGCUUUAGGGGGGGUCUGGGGGUGCCCAUGAUGCCCUCUGGCCCUUUAAGGCUGUUCUGGGGGGGGGGUCUGGGGGCGUCUAUGAUGCCCUCCGGCCCUUUAAGGCUGUUCUGGGGGGGUCUGGGGGCGUCUAUGAUGCCCUCUGGCCCUUUAAGGCCGCUCUCGGGGGGUCUGGGCGUGCGCGCUGGCCCUUUAAGACCAAUCUAGGGGGGCACAUGGGGGUCUGGGGGUGCCCAUGAUGCCCUCCGGCCCUUUAAGGCUCUUCUGGGGGGGUCCGGGGGCGGCCUCUGGCCCUUUAAGACCACCUUGGGGGGGCACAUGGGGGUCUGGGGGCAGGUUCUGGCCCUUUAAGGCCACCCUAGAGCGGGAUAUGUGGGGCUGGGGGAGCCCACGGCGCCCUCUGGCCCUUUAAGGCCGCCCUGGGGGGGGGAAAUGUGGGGCUGGGGGUGCCCGCAGCCCCCCCCAGCCCCAUAUCGUCACCCUAGGGAAGGGACCGGGGGGGGGGUUUUGGGGUGCUCCUGGGCCCCCCCCCCCACCCACCCAGCCCCAUAGCAGCCCCCCAGCCCCCCCCCCCACCCAGAGCUUCUAUUUUUGACACUGGAACCGCCCCCCACCCCAAAUGGGGGUGCGGCCCCUUUAAGACCCCCCCCAACCCCCCCCCGCUGUUGCGCGGCCCCUUUAAGGGGACACUCCCCUCCCCCCCUUCCCCGCAGAGUUUAGGUGGGGCCCACCCGUGCCUGGCCCCUUUAAGGCAUAGUGGAGUGGCCCCUUUAAGAAUCCACCCCGCCCCCCAGUAGAGAUAGGUGGGGGUCCACCUGUGCGUGGCCCUUUUAAGGAGGGUGGCCCCUUUAAGAGCUCACCCCCCCAUGCAGAGAGACGGUGGGGCCCACCAGUGUGUGUGGCCCCUUUAAGGCGUGGGAGGUGGCCCCUUUAAGAGCUCACCCCCCCCAGUAGAGGUAGGUGGGGCCCACCCGCACGUGGCCCCUUUAAGGAUGGGGUGGCCCCUUUAAGAGUUCACAACCCCCCCAGUAGAGGUAGGUGGGGGCCCACCGCUGCGUGGCCCCUUUAAGGCAGAGGGGGGCGCAGCCCCUUUAAGACACCGCCCCCUUAAGCCCCGCCCCUGCACUCUGCCCUUCCUGUCUUCCACCGCCCCGCCCCCACCAGGGGGCGUGGCCAAGCAGGCCCCGCCCCCCCCCACCGAGCAAUAGGGCCCUUCCCCUUGAUCUUGUUCAUUUUUGGGGUGUUUUUUUGGGGGGAAAAGCUUGAAUUUGGGUUUUUUUGGGGGGGGAGGGAGGGGCACAGAAACGGGUCACUGCAGGGGGCGGGGCCGAGGGGAGCCCCGCCCCCUCUGCGCGCCGGGCCCCGCCCCCUCCUCCCCCUCCCCUCCCGCCGCCGCCGCCUUCAGGGAGAUUCGCCGCCGAAGCCAUAGCCCCGCCCCCGGCCCCGCCCCCUCCCGUAGCUCCGCCCCCCGGAAGAGAGAAGAAACUGCGAGUGGGCUCCGCCCCCCCAGGAACUAUUUUUUUUAUGUAUUAAAAGUUUUAAGGAGAAAAA